AUGACCUCCGCUUCCUCAAGUAGUGCCCGUUCCCUUUUCGCUGAAUCAAAGCAGAGACUUGCAGAGAGAGUUCAAGUUAACAUGAAUAAUAUAGCUUCCUUGGCACGGCAGAUCCAAAGGGGUUCAAAAUCAAAUGAGCUUCUGAUGAAGGCAGCAAGGGAUACAGCAUGCACAGAACCUUUAAUGGAGAGUACUGAGCAGAAUUUAAAGAAAAUGCAACUAAUAUCUGUACACAUUGGCUACCAAUUAGAAAGUAUACAGAAAUCAGCAGAGUUAAUAAAUGAAAUCAAUGAUCAUGUUGCUGGGUUGCAUAGAUAA
This is a messenger RNA of Leptosia nina, 318 nucleotides long. Lineage: Eukaryota; Metazoa; Arthropoda; Insecta; Lepidoptera; Pieridae. The record is from the annotation of a GenBank genome assembly.